This is a messenger RNA of Cannabis sativa, 1977 nucleotides long. Its product is annotated as APO protein 1, chloroplastic. Gene Ontology annotation, molecular function: RNA binding. The transcript has 6 exons. Bases 441 to 1775 code for a protein of 444 amino acids. Lineage: Eukaryota; Viridiplantae; Streptophyta; Magnoliopsida; Rosales; Cannabaceae. The record is from RefSeq and is a predicted model, not a curated record.
CAUUGCAAUUUUGGAAGUGAACUCACUCACCGCUCUUCUCUUCUGGCUGAUAAACGGUGCGGCAGUUUGGAGAAGACGACCAGCCAGCCACACAUUCAAAUUCAAUUCAAGCUUCCCAUCCCAUCUUUUGUUUCAAAAAAUCUUUUUAGGAAUUAAAUCAAAAUUACAAAAAGUAAUUUAAUUUAAAAAUACUUCUCUCUUCUCUUCUGUUAUUUUGAACCCCCAGUGUGACAGUGUUCAACGGAGCACCCGACUUGACCGGAGUCUGAAGAGAUAGUUGCUUCUACUUCGUCUCUACCACAACUUCAAUUCAUUAUCAGUAACGCCACACAGUGGGGUGAAAGUGAAAGUUGGUUUUUCUUUCUGGGCUUUUAUAGAAGUUAGUUACUGUCUUCAGUGUUUGCUAGGGGACAGUAAACGAGGGAGAUAGUGGUGAAUAAAUGUUCCAGAAGCCUCCAGCAGUAUCCUCUGCUUUACGGGAUUCAUCUCAAAAUGGCAUUUUCCCGAUUAUAACUGAGUUCACCAGGCCUCAUUUAUCAGCCUUAAGGCCAUAUAGACUCGGAUUCAAGUUUGAGGUAGAACAUCAGCUUCAUAAACGUAGAACAACCAAAUUGACAACUAGAAUAUGUGCGAGUUACAACCCAACACCGAAAUCUCCUUUCAGAAGACAAGAGUCACAUCCCCAAAAUGUAGAUCUUCCUGAAAUACUAACCAAGAAAAAGAAGAAGCCAUACCCUAUCCCUUUAAAGAAGAUCAAGCAAGCUUCUAGGCAAAACAAAAAGCUAGCAGAUAAGGGAAUUGAGAAUCCCCUCGAACCUCCAAAGAAUGGACUGCUUGUUCCUGAUCUUAUACCUGAUGCUUAUGCAUUACUAGAUGCCUGGAAGCUUUUAAUUAAAGGUGUUGCACAACUUUGGCAUGUAAUUCCUGUGUAUGCUUGCAGUGAGUGCUCCGAGGUUCAUGUCGCUGAGAGUGGUCACCACAUCCAGAACUGCCUUGGUCCAACCAGUGCAAAACGCCGAAGCUUCCACUCAUGGAUCAAGGGAUCCAUCAAUGACAUUCUUAUUCCCAUAGAGUCAUAUCAUCUCUACGACCCUUUUGGUCGGCGCAUUAAGCAUGAAAAUCGAUUUCAGUUUGACAGGAUUCCAGCCAUUGUGGAGCUAUGCAUCCAAGCUGGUGUGGAUAUACCAGAAUACCCUUCACGGCGAAGAACAACACCAAUUCGCAUGAUUGGGAGGAAAGUAAUUGACCGUGGUGGAUUUGUUGAUCCACCUAAGCUAUCAAGCUCUACAAAUCCAUCUUCGCUCGUUGAUCUCGAUACGUACGGGGCUACUAUGCGAAUUCCACCUCCAUUAUCAUCGGAAAUACCUAGAAUUGCACAGGAAACAAUGGAUGCAUAUGAAGCUGUUCGAUUUGGAGUUACUAAGUUGAUGAAGAAAUACACUGUCAAGGGUUGUGGAUAUUGCUCAGAGGUUCAUGUGGGACCUUGGGGUCACAAUGCUAAGCUAUGUGGGGAAUUCAAGCAUCAAUGGAGGGAUGGGAAGCAUGGGUGGCAGGAUGCAACUGUGGAUGAAGUUUUCCCUCCAAAUUAUGUGUGGCAUGUUAAAGAUCCCAAAGGCCCUCCCUUGAGAAGUGCACUUAAGAGAUUCUAUGGUAAGGCCCCUGCUGUGGUUGAACUGUGCUUGCAGGGUGGUGCAAAGAUUCCUGAGAGGUACAAACCCAUGAUGAGGCUUGACAUUGUAGUCCCUGAAAGUGAUGAGUCGGGCUUAGUUGCCUGAUCAUUAGGUAAAUGUCAAUUAGAACUUAAUUUAUGCAUGUACAGUUAUUGUUUGAAGCUUGUUAUUUCAGGCGACUUGACAUCUAAAGUUAAGAUGGUAUGUAGAUGAACUACUUAGCUGAGACUCUUGUUGUAUCAGAAAUGGCUCUUUGUGACCAGCAUAUUGGUCAUGGUGCAACAAAAAAAGCUAGUCUUGGUCCCAA